Messenger RNA from Raphanus sativus (radish), 1183 nucleotides. RefSeq lists its product as uncharacterized. The record is from RefSeq and is a predicted model, not a curated record. NCBI's taxonomy places the organism in Eukaryota, Viridiplantae, Streptophyta, Magnoliopsida, Brassicales, Brassicaceae.
GAUCGACCUCAUAUGGAUCCGAACACGAGAUUGCUUACGCCAGAGUUCGAAAAUGGUCUAAAGGAAUUCAUGGGGAAAGCUCUCAACCAACCGGAAGCUAAAUCAGGUAUGUUAAGAUGUCCUUGUUCUACUUGUAAAAAUAGGAAGGUUAUAAAACAGUUAGAUGUUUGGACUCAUCUAUAUACUCGAGGGUUUACACGGAGUUACAAAAUUUGGUAUCAUCAUGGGGAAACUGAUUAUGAAUAUGGUAGUACUAGCGAACCUCAACCUGCGGUUAGGUUAGAAGAACCAAUUAGAAUGGACGUAGAUUAUGGUGUAGGUACUGAGCAGAUGGUAAAUGAUCAUUUUAGAGGGGAAGAUUUACCCAAUACACAAGCUAGGAGAUUUUAUGAUAUGUUGGAUGCUGGAAAGCAACCUUUGUACGAAGGUUGCAGAGAUGGUCAUUCAGCUUUAUCAUCUGCAACAAGACUGAUGAGCAUUAAAUCCGAUUAUAAUUUGGCUGAAGACUGUGUGGAUGCGAUUGCUGAUUUUGUAAAAGGUGUUCUACCUGAGGAUAAUGUUGCUCCUGGUUCAUACUACGAGGUUCAGAAACUGGUAGCUGGUCUUGGUUUAUCGUACCAGGUAAUAGAUGUAUGCAGGGAUAACUGCAUGAUUUAUUGGAGGGCGGAUGAGCAGCUGGAUGCAUGCAAAUUUUGUGGAAAGGCUCGUUAUAAAGAUACGGGUGGAAGAGUUCCAGUGCCAUAUAAAAGGAUGUGGUAUUUGCCAUUGACGGAAAGGUUGCAGAGGUUGUAUCUGUCCGAACGCACAGCGCAACCAAUGAGAUGGCAUGCGGAGCAUUCAACGGAUGGUGAGAUUAGACAUCCUUCAGAUGCAAAAGCUUGGAAGCAUUUUCAAUCGACCUAUCCAGAAUUUGCGUAUGAAAGAAGAAAUGUCUACCUUGGAUUAUGUACGGAUGGUUUCAGCCCAUUUGGGAAGCAUGGGAGACAAUAUUCUCUAUGGCCAGUCAUUCUCACACCAUACAACUUACCGCCAAACUUGUGCUUGCGUCGAGAGUUUUUGUUUCUCUCCAUUCUUGUUCCCGGACCAGAGCAUCCUAGGAGAUCACUUGAUGUAUUUCUACAGCCACUAAUAUAUGAGUUGCAACAGCUAUGGGGUCAAGGUGCUGAAACGUACGAUGUUUCAU